Messenger RNA from Patiria miniata (bat star), 2410 nucleotides. RefSeq names its product carbohydrate sulfotransferase 14-like. The transcript has 4 exons. Gene Ontology annotation, molecular function: sulfotransferase activity. Gene Ontology annotation, cellular component: membrane. NCBI's taxonomy places the organism in Eukaryota, Metazoa, Echinodermata, Asteroidea, Valvatida, Asterinidae. Bases 269 to 1261 code for a protein of 330 amino acids. The record is from RefSeq and is a predicted model, not a curated record. Gene Ontology annotation, biological process: carbohydrate biosynthetic process.
GCAUCCAUGUGCUGCUGUGUUGUGGUCGGAAUGGUGGUUGAGAAAUCACGGCAAUUUGUAUGCAUUCGCAAAAGGUAACAACACUUUCAUGACGUCGAUGUUACAAAACCCUACUUCUAGAGGCAGGAGGCACUUUGGAGUUGUGGCUAGCGCGUUGAACACAUUCCGAGAUAACUACUGGUGAACCACGCUCUUUCGCAUUCAGUCAUUCGACUUGGGGUAUGCUACAAGCGAUAAGUCUCCAAGCUGUGGAAGUCAAGAUUAAAGUAUGGCUCGUGUUUCUCUUAAGAAGGGAUUGACCUUGAUGAUAGGCUUCACUGUCGUGUAUAUCUUGGGGCUGAAGUCAUGUCAGUUGAAGAACAAAGGAUUGAUUGGAAGGGACUUGAGUAACAGUAGAGAAACAGAAGAUAAUGCACUAGUUGCUGACACAAAUCUAAAGGAUGAACAGGCAUGGUUGAAAAAGAUGGAUGAAAAACAUCAAACCCGCAUAAAUGCUCUCCGCAAAGCUUGUUUAAAUCAUUACAACAUUUCAUUGGAGCGGGUGAGCUCACUAGCAGCCAAGCCAGGCAGAUUACGUCCACUGAUUGUAAAUGACGAACAUCAAUUUAUCUAUAGUAUUGUCUACAAAGUAGGAUCUACAAACUGGGAGCGGUUGCUUGUUGAAGAUCUUGGCGGCUUCAAGAAUGUGCCUAAUCAGAAGUUGUACAGUCAUAAAGCAUUACACUGGAUGCCAAGGUUUAAUUCAACAGAGAUACACCAACGUCUCUCUAAAUAUACAACCUUCAUGUUUGUAAGAAAUCCACUGGCUCGCAUUCUCUCAGCCUACAGGGAUAAGUUUGUCAACCAUCACAACAGUGUUUUUACAGAAAUGGGAAGAAGCAUCAUCCAAAAGUACCGUGCGAGAUCGGAAGGCUCUUUGGCCACAGACAAUGUAACUCUCACAGAAUUUAUAAGAUAUUUAAUAGACUCCCCUGCACAUCGUACAAAUCCUCACUGGAAACCAAUAUUUCAUCAGAACCUGCCAUGUGAGAUCAGAUAUGACAUCAUUGGAAAGCUGGAGGAGGCGUCAGAUGAUAUCCCCUAUGUGCUGAAGCGACUGCAGAUUGACCAUCUUGUCAGCUACGCUCAGGGACAGAAGAAAACCUCAGAACAAAAGUUGCUCAGGGAAUAUUAUUCACAAGUACCCAAUGAUCUUAUGCGCGAGCUGUAUUCUAUAUACCAGCCAGAUUUUGUUUUAUUCGGUUAUGACAUUCCCGUCUAAAAAGAUUUCAGAAUCCUGAAUCGCAUUUGGUUCGAUCGACUUGAAUGAAGUUUGUGACUUUGUCACUGAGAGAGCAUUCCAGUUGCAUGCAUGCGUGUUGGCCAGUGGGGGAUGGGGAUGACCCAUACGGCAGAAUCCUAAAAUUGCCCAGUCAUGGUCAUUCAAAAAGCUUCUUUUUUUUGGGGGGGGGGGGGAUGGACACCUUGUGACACCAGGGGGUGCUGUUCUUGAUAUGAAUGUUCAUGUGCGCUUAACCUUGCAAAUGGUGCAUUGUAAGCUUUUGUACUGUGUGUUCUCCAAAAUUAUUUUUUACAAAUGUGGACCACUGGAUAUUUAAUUUUUGUUUCCUCACCACAAACAAAUGGGGGGGGGGGGGGGAUCCAGUGGCCUUAAACAAAUAAGUAUGAUAACUGCCAAAAGAAGUGAAGGUGUGUACAUGUAUUAUAUUACAUGGCUAGCCUGAAGAUAGUUUAUUAGGCAUUCCUGAUGUUUCACUUUUUUUGAAACCUCCUUUGGUCCCUUUUUAAUUUUUUUUUUAUUUAAGCGUAUAUUUCUUUGUAACUUAUUUGAUAAUACAUAAAGCGGAAGGAAUUAUUUUUGUGUAUGGUUUUUACAUACAAUAAGUUUUUACAUACCUUUCAAAAUGAAACUUUUGAAAGGUACAAACAUUAAAAUGUUUGUACCUUUCAAAAGUUUCAUUUUUUAUUUUGUACUGUAUUCAUCAACAUAUUUGUAAUAGUGUUUUCAUGCUGUCAAAAUGUCACUUUAUUUUUAUUCAAGGACAUGAAAUUGUAAAGAAUCUAACCUCUUCCUCUAAUUAAACCUUAAAGACAAUAGAAACAUCUGCAAUAACCCGGAAAUGUACCUUCCAAUUUAAUGAGAAAAUCCUUGCUCAGAUUGCAUGUUUUCUGUUUUUCUCAAAAUCCACUGAGCUGAAACGUAAGUAAGUUAGUUGUUAAUGACUGCACCCUUCGUAACAUUUUGAGGAAUUAAGUUGCCUCAAAAAAAAAAUUCACAUAAAAAAUUGAUCUUUAGUGCCUUUAAAACUAAUAACUUGUCCGUGCUACUGCAGUGCAAGAUGUAGAACCAGUGGUUUCCUUUGAAGAUAAUCUUGAAUCAUGUUUAAACUGUUAAAUCAGUGUGAAGGUC